This is a messenger RNA of Pelagomonas calceolata, 919 nucleotides long. NCBI's taxonomy places the organism in Eukaryota, Pelagophyceae, Pelagomonadales, Pelagomonadaceae. The record is from the annotation of a GenBank genome assembly.
AUGGAUUUUGCUACGAAAUUCAAGGCGUGCUGGAAUAAGUCGUCAGCGUUUACGCCUAGAGCGAGGUCUAGCGCGGUAAUUCGAGAGCUUAUGCGGUUUUUUUGCUGGCUUGCUGGCUUGGCUUGCUAGUGUCUUACAAGCCGCUAGCUCUGGCCGGCUCCUAGUAAUCCUUACCCAACGGACGGCGUGAGACCGAGUCAGAGCCGCCACGGCGGCAGGAUCGUCCCGAAGACCUCGAGGCCGCGGACGUGCAUGCACUGCCUGUCCGAUCCGCCAGCGACUCGAAAGCGAAAGCGAGACGACGCGAAGAAAGACGCACGCGCCGCGCUGCGAGUUUGAUGGAAGAUUCUCCGUCGCGAGAAGAGGAGACGGCGCCUAUUUGCUCUACGCCCGCGCGAACGCGAAUGGUGUGUCCAAUAAACGGGGCCGGUUUGGUGGGAGGCACGUCCAGGUGGCCUUGCAUCGAGGCGACCCCGGUACAAAAGGAUGGGGCCCCUUCCGCCUCAUCGAGGUCGAGGGUUUUGUUGGUGGUCGUUCAUUUGAAAACUUGUAUUUUGGCGCCGUCAACGCUGUGGCCGGUUACCUGCUGGGCCUCUUCCCGCUGUCAUCACCUGGUCGGCAUGCGAUCGUGGCGGCGUUCUCGUGCGACGGCGUGCACUUCUCGAAAUUUCUGGAUGUAACACAUGCGGGGAACGCCGGCGCGGGCCGCACGUUCCACCAGCCCUUUGACGGGCUCGUCGUCGAAAAAGGUAGGGUGUACGCCUACGUCCAGGAGAACGUGCGCGGUUUAGACAUGGACCGCUAUGACGAUGAUCCGAACUAUCCGACGGCGCCGCCGCGCGUCGUGAGGUAUGGGACGACGCUUGUGGCGUUGGCGCGGCGCGCGGUUGCCGAGACGCGGGGGCUGGCGGGUUGUUAG